CGAAUGAGGACCACUGGUUCGUUCCACAAAUACGCCACACAGAUUCGUUAAACAUCUCAACAAUUAGGAAAAGUUUGGAGAUUUUCCCUAAAUUAUUUCCAAAAUAUAUGUAUAGAAAUAUAUUUAUCACUGUGUAAUUAGUGAAUUGAGAAAGUAGCAAGCGUUGCUGUAAAGUAUAAAGUCAUAGGACAAGUAAACAUUCAAGUUUUAUUAAAUGUGGUUCCAGAAAGUUAAGAAAGUAUCAUUUACAAAAUGUUGAAUCCCGUUUCAACUGAGGCAUUACUCUAUUCGGCUACAUAUGUCGAUAAUUAUAUAGACUCGGUCGAAAAUCUUCCAGAUGAUGUGCAGCGACAUUUGUCCCGAAUACGUGAUAUAGAUGUGCAGUACAGGAGCCUGCUACGUGAUGUUGAUCAUUAUUAUGAUUUGUGGCGUUCAUUACAGAAUAAUAACGGCAGUGAAGGGAAUUGUACUAGACGUGCCAGAGCUAUUGCGCGCAUGCAACAGAGCCUUAUACAGGCACAAGAAUUAGGCGAUGAAAAAAUGCAAAUAGUAAAUUUAUUGCAGGAGUUGAUAGAUCAUAAAACACGGCAACUAGACACUGAUCAAAAGAAUCUCGAUAUAAAAGAGGAAAUGCAACAGCAACAGAGUCGUAUUGAUCAAUUGCAACAAUCUGAUGAUAUUGGAGGACCAACACCAGCAAAACAAGCGCGAGCUUCAAGUCCAACACGUGAUAGCAACACAUUUUGUGCAAAUGGUGGUUCAUCGAGCGGUGCUGGUGGAGGAGGCUCAACGCCGAAUUCUGAGCGAUCUAGCCAUGCAAGUAAUGGUACCAGUGGAAGUGGAACGGCUAAUGGCGGCAGCAAUGCAGGAACUGCUUCAAUAAUCGGCGUAGAAAGUCAACGUUCGGCUAAUAAACGCCCUCGAAGGCGUAAUGAGAGUGCGAUUAUCAAUAAUAGCAACUUGGAAUUCUGUGGAAAUGAGUCUAAUUCCGCUAACGAAGGUGGAGGAAGUAAUGGAGGUGUUGGCAAUGAACGACAAUCUGGACAAAAAACUUCAGUGAGUAGUGGUGCAGCGCAGAAAAAACAUAAUUAUCAGCACCAAAAUGCCAGUGGCAGUGGUGGUACAGGUGGAGGAAAUACCUCUGGAGCUGGAGCGAGUAGUGGUAACAAUUCCGGCAAGAAAAAGAAGAGAAAGACGCGCGGUGGACAAUCAGCGCAGGCAAGUGUACGUGAAGAGACACCACCUCCGGAUCCCAUUGAUCCAGACGAACCAACAUAUUGUGUAUGCAAUCAGAUAUCUUUUGGUGAAAUGAUACUCUGCGAUAAUGACCUGUGCCCCAUCGAGUGGUUCCACUUUUCGUGCGUUUCACUGGUACUGAAACCAAAAGGUAAGUGGUUCUGCCCGAAUUGUCGAGGGGAUCGUCCAAAUGUGAUGAAACCAAAAGCUCAAUUUCUCAAAGAGCUGGAACGUUAUAACAAAGAAAAAGAGGAAAAAACCUAAAUAGGGCACAUGUGAAAAGUUGCAGCAAAUUAGGGAGAGAGAGAGCUAAAACAAUAUAUUCACACGACCGUAGUGACAACGAAGGAUGCUUUCUUUUCAGUUACCAUAUAUACUUCGGUGCAGGCGUUGUAUUGAGUAAAGCUCAAAUUCCAUUUUAAACGCCAAGUUAAAAGCAAUACGCCUUUACGUUUUUACGUUUUAGUUUUUUCUUUUUUUUCUAUUUUUCAUUUUGAAUUGUCUAUUUGAAUUUUAUAAAUAUCAAUGUCUAUUAAAUUUAAUUUAAAAAAACUGAAAGUCUAAAGUAACGCCAGCACAUAGUGCGAUGCGUACGCAUUCUUUUAUUAGUUCGCAAAGUAUGGUUGCGGCUCUCAUUCUGCUUUUUUCACACUGAAUUUCCUGUGUUGCUUAUAAUGUACAUUGUAUUAGAAUAAAUUAAAAACCUAGUACGUAAAAGAAGUAAAUAUUUUAUACAUAGAAAAUGUAAAUUUACAUAGAAAGCUAAGUAUCGUGGAAUAUCUUGUAAAUUUAACAUAGAGAAUUUUCAAAUUCGCUUCGAUAAUUGGAUUUUAAUAACUUAUUUUAAUUUCAAUUCUCUGUAAAUGUAAAAUAUUUAAGUCAUACGUCAGAAACUGGCAAAAAUAUGUUCUUUACUGAUGCUACUUAAAAACAUGAAAAUGUAUUUUAAUUUGUAUUUUAUUUUUUGUUUAAUAUAAAUUUAUAAAAUAUUGACGUUGAUUUUGUUUCAAAUAAAUCUGAAGUUUCUUAAAUAUUAUAAA
This is a messenger RNA of Zeugodacus cucurbitae (melon fly), 2276 nucleotides long. RefSeq names its product inhibitor of growth protein 1. Gene Ontology annotation, cellular component: nucleus. The transcript is spliced from 4 exons. Bases 253 to 1500 code for a protein of 415 amino acids. Gene Ontology annotation, biological process: positive regulation of DNA-templated transcription. The record is from RefSeq and is a predicted model, not a curated record. Lineage: Eukaryota; Metazoa; Arthropoda; Insecta; Diptera; Tephritidae.